Molecule: messenger RNA, 1116 nt
Organism: Zingiber officinale
Lineage: Eukaryota; Viridiplantae; Streptophyta; Magnoliopsida; Zingiberales; Zingiberaceae
Exons: 6
Coding region: 218-802 (194 amino acids)
Source: RefSeq, a predicted model, not a curated record
AGUAAUUUGACGGUUAGGUCGGGAAGAAUGGGAAGCAAAGCAAUGGGAUUUAGCCACGACCGCUCCACUCUCAGCGGCCCUCGCUUACUUAUUCCAAAACCGCCGACGACAACAAAGCACCCGAUCCAGUGAUCAACUACGGAUCGCUUGAUCGAUCAACAUCUCAAACCCUAGACGAAUCCUAAAAGAAGAGGAAGAAGAGAUCGCAAACGUCCUAAUGGCCAGAGAUGCGGAGGCUGGUGGCGAAGCCUCGCGAACGCCGACCCUCCCUACCGUCCGGGUACGGGCAAGCACUGACCCCUUGCUCAUCGUGUGCCGUUGCUUCAGCUUCAUAACCGCCGUCGCCGCCCUGCUAUGCGUCGCCGUCAAUGCCCUUUCCGCCGUCCGAUCCUUUAAGAACGGAUCCGAUAUUUUUGGCGGAAUUUUCCGAUGCUACGCCAUCGCCCUCGCUCUCUUCGUGGCCGUCGCGGAGACGGAGUGGACCUUCGUUAUCAAGUUCUGGAGUAUUCUGGAAUACUGGGCUUGUCGCGGCAUGUUACAAAUAUUUGUCGCUGUCAUGACAAGAGCUUACUCAGAUGCUACGGAAGAGCGGAAGGAUCUGCUUCUUCUUCACGAGAUUUCCAGCUACCUACUUCUUGCUUGCGGAUUGACCUAUGUUAUCUCGGGCGUACUGUGCAUUGGUUUCUUGAAGCGUGCACGCCAGCACAAGAAAACAACGAGAGAGCAAGCAGCAAGAGAUUUAGAAGAAGUGUUGCGUCGGAAAGAUGAGCUUGAAGCUUUGCUGAUUGUGGAUGGAACUUGACUAGUAUAAUGGGAUAACUCCAGCAAGAUAUUGUCAUAAAGCAUUGACUCCUAUUAAGUUGCUUUAUCUGAUUGUUUCUUUUCACGACUGUUCAAUAUACACGAUUCUUUAUGAGUUCUACCAUUGCUGUUGUCUACCCUCAGAAUUUAACUGACUUACUGAGAUUUCAAAAGCUUUGCCUUUUGCAAUGCCAUGGAUAUUCAAAAGAUUGUGAUUUUCAGAUAUGUAGCUGCAGUGUACCUAUUGUUCUGCCAGCAUUCAACAAUCCUUGUAUAUGAAUUUUUGGCUUGUUCUAUUUGCGUGAGUGAUUUUCA